GGAGUCUGAAGGUGGGGAGGGAGAAGAAAGGGGAGAGAGGAGGAAAAGGGGAAAGGCAGAUACUACAGAACCGGGGGGAGGACGGCGGAUGAUUUACGCUUUAAAAAGUUGCAGCACGACAAUUUUGAGAGUCGCGGCGAAGCGGAAUAAAACACGAUGAUAACGCCGUACUUCCUGGAGAGUUUCUGGGGAGAAAAAAACAAUGGCUUCGACGUGCUCUACCACAACAUGAAGCAUGGCCAAAUAUCGUCCAAGGAGCUGACGGACUUCAUCAGAGAAAGGAGUACUAUUGAAGAGGCCUAUGCCAGGUCUAUGACCAAACUUGCCAAAUCAGCGGGCAACUUUUCCCAGCUUGGCACUUUCGCUCCAGUGUGGGAUGUGUUCAAGAGCUCGACAGAGAAGCUGGCCAGCUGUCACUUGGAGCUGGUGAGGAAACUGCAGGAACUUAUUAAAGAGGUUCAGAAGUAUGUGGAGGAGCAGGCCAAAGCACACAAGAAGACAAAAGAGGAAGUGGCGUCCACCCUGGAGGCCGUGCAGAACAUCCAGACCACCUCUCAGGCCCUGCAGAAAUCCAAGGAGAUCUACAACGCCAAAACUGUGGAGCAGGAGCGCCUCCGCAAAGAGGGGGCCACCCAGAGAGAUGUGGACAAGGCUGGAGUGAAAGCCAAAAAAGCCACAGAGACCUACAAGUCGUACGUGGAGAAAUAUGCCACGGCCAAGUCCGAGUUUGAACAGAAGAUGGCGGAAACUGCACAGAAAUUCCAAGACAUUGAAGAAAACCACAUCCUACACAUGAAGGAGAUCAUCCAGUCGUACUCGCAGUCUGUCGAAGAAACACACUCUCAAAUCGGAGAGGUCCACACCGAGUUUGUGAGGAACAUCGAGAACACCUCAGUGGAGAGCUUAAUACAGAAACUGGCUGAGAGCAAAGGAACGGGGAAGGAGAGGCCAGGGCCCAUUGAGUUUGAGGAGUGCAACGCAGCUAUCGCCACUGAAGGUGCUAAACCCAGAAGAAGAAAACCAUUUGGCAUCCCAGGCCGCAGGAAAGACAAGGACACAGACUCAACGGAGUCGACAGAAGUUGAAGCUGCUAACACUGCCAACGGUGCUCCCCCCGGAUACUACGGCUCCAUAGACAUCCAGAACGCUAACGCCCCACAGGUGGAUGCAGAGGGCUUCUGCAUCAGACCGGAGCUCAAUGAAAACGAUGCCAAAGAGAAUUCCUUCUACUCGUCCAGCGACUCAGAGGACGAGGACGAACCCAGGAAGUUCCACGUGGAGAUCAAACCCGUGCAGCCCAACAACGGCACACAUCAAAACCGAGCCACCAUCGACGAGCUGAAAGCCUCCAUCGGAAACAUCAUCCUGUCGCCUUCUACCUCGGGUCAGAUGCGGAGGAAUCAGUCCAGCGAUGAGCUAGCAAAGCCAAGAGUGCCAACAUCAUACGAUCUGGCCAACAACGACCUUCUCUCUCUGGAUCCGUUCAGUCCCACUCUGGCAGGAAACUCCUCUCUCUCCGCGUCCUCAUCAGCAGACCUCGCUUCUCUCUUCCUUUCAAUCCCUUCUUCUCCAUCUUUACUGAUGGAUGACGUCUUUCUGCCGGAGGCCGCAGCUGAGACGGCGCCCCAACCCGAGUGCUCCCCGCCCCUCGCAGAGAGCCUCGCAGAACAGUCCAAAGAAGUCUCCUAUUUCUCCUCGUCCACUUCCUCUCCCUGGGAUUCGCCAGAAAACCCUUUCCAAGCACUCAAGCCCGUACCAGCGAGGGCCCAGAGCGCCCCCAUCACCCUGCCCACCGAGCAAGUCGACCCCAUCAACAGCCCGGCGCCCUCCAGCCCUCCAAAGAGCGUCGACGCCUUCUCCUCGGUGUCCUGGUCCCAGUGCCAGUGGAUCGCCUUCAGUGAUGACGUCGCUCCUCCUCGCCGUCAGGGUUCGGGGGCGUCUGUGAAGGAGCUCCAGAGACUGCAGUCUGGCUCGGGCAGGUCGACUCGCCUCCUCUCUGACGACUCUGCCGAGGCGUGCGGCGGAGCUUCAGGCGGCAGAGAGGACGGAAACCCCGGCAUCUCGGAUGUCUUCUCUGGGGUCACGGAUAGGGCGAUGGCGGCUGCUUCUCUAUCGUCCAAAAUCUUCACUGUGCCACUUCCAAACCGGCCUACGACUCCGUUGACAGCUGGAGCCCUGGUGCCCCCACCUCGACCCUCGUCCAGGCCCAAACUUUCCAGCGGGAAGCUCACAGGAAUCAAUGAAAUUGUACGGCCGUUUAGCCCACCCAAGACCUCGAACGCCAGCCCUCCUCCUAAUUCUGCCCCUCUCGCCCGGGCAGAGAGCUCCUCCUCCUUGUCCUCGAACGCCUCGCUCAGCGCUGCAAACACGCCCACUGUUGGGACAUCUCGCGGUCCCAGCCCUGUGACCCUGGCAUCCCAAGAUGCUUUGCCCAUUGCCGUGGCCUUCACAGAAUCGGUUAAUGCUUACUUCAAAGGAGCUGAUCCCACUAAGUGCAUUGUGAAGAUCACCGGAGACAUGACCUUGUCGUUCCCAAUGGGCAUCAUCAAGGUGUUCACCACCAACCCCUCCCCCGCCGUGCUCACCUUCAAACUGAAGAACACCAGCCGACUGGAGCAGAUCCUGCCCAACCAGCAGCUGCUCUUCAGCGAUCCUUCCCAAAGUGACUCGAACUCCAAGGACUUCUGGUUCAACAUGCAAGCACUGACGUCCUACCUCAGGAAAGCCGCCGAUCAGAGUCCUUCAGCUUCCUACUAUAACGUGGACAUCCUCAAAUAUCAGGUGCAGUCUGAUGGGAUUCAUUCCACCCCUCUCAACCUGGCCAUUUACUGGAAGUGCACACCGAGUACGUCGGACCUGCGGGUGGAUUACCGAUACAACCCCGAGUCCAUGGCCUCACCAGGUCCGCUCACCAACAUCCAGGUCUUAGUGCCUGUUGAUGGAGGAGUCACCAGCAUGCAGUCUCUGCCCAACUCCCUCUGGAAUGCAGAGCAGAACAAGUGUCUGUGGAAGCUGAGUGACAUCUCAGAAAAGUCAGAAAAUGAAGGCGCAGGUUCUCUGAGGGCCAAGUUUGAGCUGUCGAACGGCCCGUCAAACCCCUCCACCCUGGCGGUGCAGUUUAUGAAUGAGGGGAGCACCCUGUCAGGAGUGGACAUGGAUCUGCUGGGGACGGGGUACAGACUGUCUCUCAACAAGAAGAGAUUUGCAACAGGACGUUAUAUGGCAGAUUCCUAAAUUGACCCAUCACUCUGGUUUCUCAACAAAAGAAAAAAAAAUCUUGCUUGACACAACAUUUGCGAGGCUGCCCAAGAACUCCGGAUCCAUCCGAGCACAGUUUUGCAUUUCGCCCCGGCAAGCGAGAAUCUCACUACAAUAAAGCAGCACUGAGUAUUGAACACUGUUUAAAUAAAAGAAAAGAAAACUUAAGACGAGCUUUCAGGAAAUGUGUAGAUAUGAAGUCUAAGAAUGCUUUCUGAUCAAUUCACUUCUGUAUAGUCUGAAAGACAAUUUAUGGAUUAGAUAUAAAUCUAUAUUGUAUUUGAAAUCAUGAAAAAAAAAAACAAAGAAAAAAAUGCACUAACAAUCUUUCCGAUGCUUCUUCUUGCUCCUCUUUGUAUCCAUCUUUCAAGAGCCUUUCAGGAAUAUAAAACAAAAUCCACGUCUGCACGGAGGAGAAGAAAAGGUUUCCUCUCUCUCCGAUCUGUAAAUAUUAACGCUGAAUUUUCCGCUCGACCAGCUCUGACUCAACUCAAAUCAGUUUUGUUUACUGGUUUUCCUCUCUUCCUUUUUCCUCCUCACGAUUUGUCGUUUUUGAUCAUGUGCAAUGAAGCGAUGAAGGUAGAAUCUGUCUUAAAAACCGUACUCACACACUCGACCUUUAAAAAAACAGGAAAAAAAAAAACCAUCCAAGUGCUUUCAAACAAAUGCAAAAAAAAGAAGUCUGACCUCAGUGCCUCCUCUUUUACUGUGGUUCAAUAAGCAACAAAAGUGCGUCAGGGUUUUACCCUCAUGUGGGUUUUCCAGAUUUAAGUCACUCUUUGCUAAAAUGCACAGAGGUCAUUUUUAAUAAACAAACACCUCUUUGGGGGGGGGGGUCUGUGAUCGGUGCGGUUUUUCCUGUGUAAAUUCCCCUUUUCAUUCAUCUUGUAUUUUUUUACAUUAUGAAGCCCUCUUCAUAGAAAAGCUGCCAUUCUUCACUCUUCAACAUUGCGUUGAAUGUUAGCUGCACAAAAAAAAUCAAGGGAUGUUACCCAUAAUUCAACGUGCAGCCUGUUUUUAAAGAACCGGCGGUGGGUUUUUUUUAUCAAACGUUUGUGCCCUUAUGAUGGAGAAAUGUGCCUCAGUCCAACUUUUCUCUGUAUUUGUUUUUUUUGUACGCUACAGCACAGUAAUAAGAAAAAGCACCAACAAUGUGCCAGUCGUGUUUUUUACUCCGAUAUUUUGGAUGUUGAAGGGAAAAGAAAAGUUUUUACGACCCAAACUGUCUUCCAUGAAAUGAAUGAAUCAUUUUAUGCCUUCUGUGAUUGAUGAUUGAUUUCCUUUUUUUAAAAAUAUCUUCUUCUACUCAUCUCUCAUCCUAACACGCUCUCACUGUGCAGAAGACUGUAAGCACAAAAACAAAAGGCCAAAUUACUGAUCGAAAUGCCUUAACACGACUACUCGACACUGAGUAAUCCAGCAUUGUUCACUGUGGUUAGAUAUAAUGUGGCACAGCACUGCCUUUUUAGAUUACCAACCUGUCCUGCCUCUUCCCAAGUGCAUGCUGGGAAACAACUCUUGAAAGUCUAAACAGCAAAAAAUGGAGGGAUGAAUCAUAGACUGUGUAUAAGAAGUGGAUUUAAAGCCUUUUGGUUUGCAAAUUAUUUAAACUUUGUGUAUCUGGCAAAUCGUCACCAUUUCACCAAUUCUUGCACAAAACAUUAGGCUAGCUAGCAUUAUUUACGAGUUAACUAAACUGUUAGCUAGCCCUAAGGUAUGAGCGAACCAAAAUCGUUUGCUAGAUGACAGCAUGGUAAGCUAACAGUACUGUUAGCUAGCUCUGCAGUAUGUGUGAACCUUAAACUGUUGACAAAAAAAACCUCCCCCCACCACAACGCUUUAGCUAGCUUACCAUACUUUCAUCUAGCUAACAGUACUGUUAGCUAGCUUUGCAGAUUGUGCGAACUGUCGAUAAAACAGCCCCCGUCCCAUCAUCAACCAAAUAACUAGCUAACCUGACUCUCAUCUAGCUUACAUUACUGCCAGAUAAUUCUGCACUAUGUGUUUACCGUUUAUUGUCGACUAAACAGCCCCAAAAAUAAAUGAAUAUUAGCUCGUUAUCUUUACUGUUGGCUGGCAGACCUAGCUGUUCACUUUUCCUCAUGUACAGUAAUGUAUGCUAAUGUUAGCAUUCAUAUGACAGCGUUGUCCCUCCUGAUUUUAAGAGUCCAUUUUAGUCACAGAUCAAAUGCAAAGCUGUGAAUGCACAAUUAUCAUUCAGAUUCACGUCAUAUCCAACAUGUUGCAAACCUUUAACGACACAAUACCGCCUUAAAAUAGAAUUAUAGCGACCCAUCCUGUCAGCUGUGUGUUGUGAUUCUCUCAUGAGAAUAAUGGUUAUAAUGGUCCUAAUUACCCGUUUAAAAUCUUCGGUACGUCACAACAUGGAGUUCAUUCUGUAAAUGUUAUCACUGCACAAAAAGCAAGAUGGCAGCAGCCAAAAUGUCAGACGUAACACCCUCAGCCGCACAAAAAACCCAACGGGUAGCGUCACAAUGGCUACGUCCACUUGAUAUAUACAGUCUAUGAGACGGAUGGAGGUUUGCCUUAUUUGGCUCUUGGUGCUUCAUUCUUGCCUUAACUUAUGAAGGCUGCCGUUGUCGUUGCUAUUUUCUCCUUCAUGGAGUAUCUCAAGCUGUGUCGGACAUUUACAGUACCAUGUAUUCGUCCUGAGAUUGGUUUAUGUGUUGGAUAUCAGAAGAUGAGUUGCUUUGAAGCGUUGACCUUUAAGGGCUGGUGUUUCAUACACUGUGCAUCAUGUGGCUACCUGAACUCUGAGUUAAGGUUUUAGCCAGAGUAAACAUAUGUAACAAACAUUUUUUUAAGUGUUUUAUAUCAUCCUUAGAGGGCGACGUUAAAGACUCAAACAUUUAAGAAGAAUUCAGAGGAAGAUGUUUUUUUCUGGAUUGGGUUGAAAUGUCCGUUAGACUCACAUUUUAUAUUUGUCUUUGAACUUUAAUCAGCCAGUUUUGAAGGUAGUUGAGUUUCCCAAAAAUCGUAGCACCAGACAGUUGCACAGUGAGAAUUGAACUGGUCGCUCUCUGUUUUCUCUUAAUAGUCUCGAUAAGUGUUUUUUUUUUUUUUUGUCAGAUCAGCCAAAUGCGUUUAAAAAAGAAAAAAAAAAAGAAGCACAAAUUUCUGUAAUCGUGUUCAGUCUCAGCAAGCUGGUUCUUGCUGUCCCGACAACACUUUCAAAAAUAAACUUCACAGGGCUCCUUUCUCCACUUUCCCAUUCUUUUUUCUGUCUUUAUAUGUUGUAUUAAAACAGACUUUAAAGAGAGCAAAAUUGUGUAAAUGAUUCUCAUAAAUUGUACAUUUUUACCAAUAUCACAGCCACUUUUUGUCUUUAUGAUUUCUCAUCGUGCCUGUAUUAAAUGUGUAAUAUAUGAAUAUAUACAAAUAUAUUAAAAUGACUAAGUGUG
Molecule: messenger RNA, 6680 nt
Organism: Labrus bergylta (ballan wrasse)
Lineage: Eukaryota; Metazoa; Chordata; Actinopteri; Labriformes; Labridae
Source: RefSeq, a predicted model, not a curated record